AUGAAAGUGGAUGGCAUGUUACGGGCGGUGGUUUUACUGCUGGCAGGUGGCAUUGUCUACAGUAUAUGUCCGGAUAAUUGUGCUUGUACGGAGAAGUCGGUGGUCUGUUCGUAAGUUUUUUUGAAUUUCAAAGCUUUUAAAUGCUUAAAACGUAUUGAAAUAGGUACUUUUAAGUAGUUUUUAGUUAUAAAAUGUGUUGAAAACGUUAACAUUUGUUUUUUAACAUCAACGACAAAAAAACUGAAAGUAAAGUAGGCUUGGAUUCUAUUUUUACUCUUUACCUCUUUUUAUUAUACGUUUUACUACUUUUCUCUCAUUUCCGAGGCCAACUUACACGUUGGGAGUUGGUUUUUGUUCACAGCUCAGUUCACUCAUUAGUUUAAUACAAAUGAGCAUGGUCCAAACGACUUAACUGCCUCAGGGGAACGACGAUUAAAUCUGUUUAAUUUUCAGUUGCAACGACUCGCCUUGGGGACAGCCGGCUGUCGGAGUGACCAAAACAAAACUCAAAUUAACACCAUUCACAAAGCAAAUCGACUUCACGAGAGUGCUGGUGAUACACUCUUGUGAUCUAGUGAUAGUGCCCAACGACACCUUCAAAGAUGUCGAUAUUAUCGACCAGAUCAAGUUCAUGGCGAUUGGACAAGUUGAGAUACAUCCUCAUGCCUUCAGAGGUAUCAGAACGUGCCCGAGGCAGUUUGUCAUUCAGGAUUCAUACAUCCCGCAGCUUUCUAAUUACGCAUUCAACGGACUAACCAACAUGGAUCAUCUUUGGCUACGUAAUGUCAGUAUUGGCAAGAUUUCAAAACUUUCUUUCGCCAACUUGUCCAACAUACAGUACAUCUACUUCAGAGAUGCGGCCAUCAGGUUUAUUGAAAGUGGAGCGUUUGGUAAGGUAUUUGAAGGCACUUUUGUUGAUGUAUUAAAUUAAUACUUGUGUCGAUAACUGAACGAAUGUUAAUACCAAAAAUACUUUGUUUUAAUUUUUGAAUGUAUUUUCAGCUCACAUGAAGAACAUUACCUUCUUCUACAUGAGAGAGAAGAUUCUGUGCAGAGAAGUGGGUGACUUCAUCUUCAUUGGCUCCACUAUCAACGAAGUUAUCAUAGAGAAGGCUCACAUUCACUCAACUGACCUAUCGUUUGUCGGUCUCUGUGCUCAAGAUGUUUAUCUGAGGAAUGUCAAGAUCACGGCCAAACGAACUUCCAAACUAUCCAGAAUCCCGAUGCAGAAGGUCAAGAAGUUCAGGGUGCAGAACUCUGUCCUCAACCGGUUCGUCCUUGCUUUCCACUACAAUAUCUCGUCGAUCGAGUUCCAGAAGGUUAAGAUCAGUCACUUCUUGAGAGCUCCGAAUCUGAUUCCUCAGAAUAUCGACAGGGUUUUGUUCAAGGAAUCUGUGAUUACACAUUGGCACGGCCACGCCGUCAGUUCGGCCAAAGGGAUGUUAUCCUUGACAUUGGAGUUGUCAUCGAUCGACAAGAUCAACCGUCACGGUGUCUAUGCUUCUGAAAUCGACACGGUAAACAUAAUCAACAGUAGAAUUGACACGAUCGAUUCUAAUGCCUUCAGUCGGAAUGACUUUAACGUUGUGUUUGUGAAUGGAUCUUCGAUCAACUUUAUGGGGAAACAUUCAAUGUCAGGGUCUCAGAUCCAGAACUUCACCAUGAUGUUGUCUGAGAUCAAUGCUAUUGAAGAACAGAGCUUCGGAUUUAUAAAUUGUACGCUGAUGACAUUCGAACAGAAUGAGAUCAACGUUCUGCCAGAGAGUUUGUUCAAGUCUUCAAUGGUAAGUUAUUGUGGUUAUCUUUUUAUAUUAUAUCGGCAUACUUUUGACGUUUUAAAGUAUGAUAGUGUAUUUGGAUGUGUAAAGUAUUAUAUCAAUUAUGUUUUGUAAAAAUGAAGCACAAAUGUUAAGUAAUUAUGAAAAAACAACGUUUCUAAAGAUAUUCUCUUUUGCAACUUGACGUCGAUCAAUUACAUCUCAUCUUUGUUUCAGAUUGAUGAAUUGCAAAUCAAUAACUGCACAUUUCCGGGUGUGAUAUCUGAGAAUAGCUUCAACAAUCUGAUAGUGAACAAGUUGAAUGUCGUCGACUCCUCGUUUAACUGUACGGAGUCUACCUGCGAGUUUAACUCCAUGUUGUUCAAGCCCAGUAUCAACUCGAUAGCAUGGAACUUCGAGCGUAACAGAUGUCUCGAGCCAGAAGAUACGACGAUAUGCAGAGACGAGGUAGACUUCGAGCCCCACAAUGGCAUCAAAUGUAGACGACGUCAACUGAUAGUAGAGUGUAUAUGUACAGACGAAUCAAUGGAUCCGGUCUUUUGGAUGGGGGACAACGUUACAGUAGUCACGAUAGGAGACUGUAAACGGCUGAAGAUAGUCAAGAGCGAAACAUCACAUCCGUCAGUUCAGGUUAUGUACUUGUACAGGAUAGAACUGCUAGACAUAGCAUCAGUAGACCCUUCUUUCACACAGCUACACAUUCUACACUCUCACGUCUACUUCUCUCAGUCGUAUGGUCUCUCGUCGCUCAACCUCUACACUCUCAACUUCAUAGGGACCUUCAUCCACAACAUAGCGCCUUUGGCCUUUGCCUCAACUACAGUAGACUAUCUCACGAUAAAUGAGACGACAAUUCGGUCGGCUAGCGGAAACUCCUUCUCUAAUGGCCAUAUCAAUAGUGUCGAGAUCAGUCAUAGUAACAUCUUUUCGUUUGGUAACUGGCUGGAGCGGACUCGGGAGUUGAGGGCUAAGAACAGCUUCCUGCACGACAUGUAUGGUGUUGAGAAUGUGACAGAGAUAUGCUUGCUCAACAACAGUAUCAACUGUGUCUGUAUAGUGAACCCAUCACCUGCUCAAAUCGUAUGUGGCAGUAUAUCUAGUCAGUGCCUAGAGUUUGUGGACUUGGACGGAAAGCAUGGUACUGGUUGUGGUGCUCAAUUGGCACCGUUAGAGGUUAGGAAUAUGCUCAGUAGUAGUAACUCGAUUAGUAUUUUGGUAUCUAUGUACUUGUUGAUAGUCAUGCUCAUGUAA
Messenger RNA from Bursaphelenchus okinawaensis, 3029 nucleotides. NCBI's taxonomy places the organism in Eukaryota, Metazoa, Nematoda, Chromadorea, Rhabditida, Aphelenchoididae. The record is from the annotation of a GenBank genome assembly.